Molecule: messenger RNA, 3027 nt
Organism: Moneuplotes crassus
Lineage: Eukaryota; Ciliophora; Spirotrichea; Euplotida; Euplotidae
Source: the annotation of a GenBank genome assembly
AUGAGUCAACUUUCGAUCCUACUCUUUUCAAUAGUGGCCGUUGCAGCCAAUGUAUGCCAGAACGAUGUCCAGACUGCAGGAUCUCCUCUCUCUGGAAGUUUCGGAAUUGGAGGAGCUACUAUAACCUAUUUUUAUGAUAUUUUUGAAGACCAGACUAAUGAAUUACUCUAUUUUAUUGGAUAUUUUGGUUCAUCUUCUCCAUAUAACACUAUUAUCUACAAGUCAAACCCUGAACUGGCUAAAGUUCAAGUGAUGACUUAUGAUAUCUACUGAAAUGAGAUUUCCUAUGCCAUGUCUCCGAACAAGGACUUCAUCUAUAUCCAGGACUUGACAACUGGAAAGGUAUUUGAAAUCAGGGCUUCAGAUCUGAUUAUCUCCAGGGAGUUGGAAGUUAGCUCUGCCUCAGUUUCUCUCAGUUGUAACAUGGAAGCAAAUAAAGGCUUCUAUUUCAGCUUUAUCAUCAGCUCGAUCAUUCACACUUGUAGAUGGGAUAUGUCAACUACAAAUCUUGAUUGAUUCACUUUCGGAGUCAACAAGCAUACCGACUUCGUUUCAGUCAGUAAAGAAUUAUUGUUCUUUGGGUCAAUUGACAUAACAGCUGACCAGUACUACCUGGUGAACUUCAACUUCUCCUCCUCAAGCCUGGUCUGGAAGAAGAGCAUUGCCUGCCCCACUUCAGGCUGAGUGAGCAAACACAGCACCUCCUUGCUGAGCAGAGAUGAAGAGUGGGUCUACAUAAUGGUGGUGUACGAUACCAACUUCAUUUUUCACAAGCUCAGCAUAGCAGAUGGGAGUCCCCAAAGCUCAGGGCUGAUUUGGAAUGAUAGCGGGUAUAGUAAUAGUUACUCAAUGGAAGAGUUUGAUGCUUUCAUUGCUAUUCAAAUUCGAAGUACCUCUUUAUCAAACCUGAAAAGGUUAAUUCUGGUUACUCCUUCUACUACAGAAAUUGUGAAAGAAUACAAGUCAGUAGACUCGUCAGCUUUUGCAGUUGGAAAGUUAUUAUACAAAGGUGAAGAGCUAAUGUAUCAUUCUGGAAGAAUAAGCACUAAUGACACAUUUUUCUUUGCAAGAUCACUCACAAACAACAUCGACCAGCUUUCUGAAUUUGAAGAAGACACUCCUCUGUUCAGCCCUAUUACCACUAACUAUCAGGUGCUGUCAACAAUAUCAAACCCAAGCAUCACCACAAGUGCAAAAAUCCUCUCUGUUUCAACCUCUUCGUCCAUCACGACCACCAACAUCACAUCUUCAACCAAUCCUUCGUUCACCAGAUAUGUGGCUUUGUGGAAUCAAGAUAACUUCCAGACUGUCCAAAGCAACUCAUCGGUGAAAUUAGAAUUCAUUUGGGCCUGAGCUCAAUCAGCGAAUUACACUGCCAUUAGCUUCAGUCUAGUUCAAACUGGUUCCAAUGCUAUUCCUGAGUGGGUAAAGCUGGACUCAGACAAUAGAGAGCUUCAACUUAACACCACUCCAAAGUUGGGUGCAAAAGAAGUCUUCUUCUUUUCUCUGCAGAUCUCGUUUAAUAGUGAAGUGCAUUAUAAGAAGUUUGAAAUCACUGUAGAGGAGUGAUCUAUCCAGAACUGCGAACUAUGAACACUGGGCAACCCCAGUAUUUGAGAGGCCUGAAUUGAUGGCUACCAAAGCUCUGAUGAGCAGAAAUCCUGCUCCAAAAUAGGGGCAGUGGCUGGAGUAACAGAAGCAGCUGCUGCUUUGGUGACAUCAAGUGUCAUACUUGCAAGUGCAUCAUCUCUCCUAUCAUUAUCAUCUAUCAAUUCAAUCUUUAGUGUCAUGAACAGUCUGCAACUUGCAAUUCUGCUGCCUCUGGUUCCUGACUACUUUUCACUCAAAGUGUUAGAUUUCUUGAGUGGAAUGGGGUUCACAAUGCUCUCGUUCGACUUCAUCAAGUUUAAGGAUCUUCCAUUUGUGGAAGAUCUUACAGAUUGGGUGUCAUACCCCCAAUCCGAUGAGUACUUGAACAGCAUUGGAAUGAGGUCCGGGAGUUCAGUUGUUAAUUAUUUAUCACUAAUGGUUAUUCUCAUUCUUGUUGGAAUCAUUAAUUUUGGAAUCUUUCUGUGUAAAAUAUGAACAGAGAACUCAAAACACAGAAGAUGUAAGAAAUUUUUCAAUAAGCUGUUCAAGCUGCUAACUUUUAAUAUCUAUAUUAGAAUAUUCAUGCAGGCAUUUGUGUUCACAACUCUCUCCAUAUUCUCUGAACUUUAUAACCUAAAUCUUACUACAACUGUGACAAAAAUAUCCUUGGGUUUGUGAGUAAUUUUUGCUAUCUGUACAAGUGUGUUGUUUAUUUUGUCAUUUAUAAUGUACUGAACAUCAUUUCCUCAGCUUGAUAAAGACAAGUAUUGGACAUGAAUCGAAUACUUUAAUGGAAUCAAGCCAACUAAAUGCUCCAAACUCUAUUCUAGUCUGUUUAUGCUGGUGAGAUUAUCGAUGACGUCAUUACUUAUAUUUGGCCAAACUGCCCGUUCAUAUGAAAAAGCCAUCUACUUUUACUUGCUGAACAUUGCUUACUGAAUUUAUUUGAUAAUUGUCAGACCAUUUGAGAAUCCACAGGACGAUAUCAUUGAGAUUAUUAACCAAACACUAUUUUGCUGUCUGACAGUCCCGUUAUCAUGGCUUAAUACAAAACAAGCCUGGACCCCAUUCUAUGAAAGCUAUUACACAACAAUACUCAUGGUGUCUCCAACUAUUGGAAGCUUAAUAUGCCUUGGUUUCUUGAUUAAAUCAAUAGUGGUAUAUAUAAAAAACAGGAAAGCCAAGAAGAAAAAGCAAAAUGUAGCUCCCAAAGAGAGUUCCUCUCGUAAUAGAGCACCCCAGAACCAAGAAUAUCCUCGGCCAAGGCCCUCCCCUUACAUCAACAACCAGACCUCUAGCAUGAGCAGAAGCAAUGCUUUAAUUGUACCUCCUCGCGCUACUCAAAGAAGACCUUAUGACAGAUAUCAUCCUGGCAGAAUUCCAAUGAGAAGGAAACUGAAUUAACACAGAUAAUUAUUUUAACAAUCUCUCAACUGU